UAUAAAAUGUCAUUCCUAGACAACAAUUAAAAAAUGUCGGAAUCGUGUCAAGACGGUAAUUGUCAUGGAAAUAAUGAAUUUGGACCUGAUGAAUCACCUACGAAGCUUAUUGUUAAUUAUAUUCCUGAAGUUAUGACGCAGGAUAUGAUGUUCUCACUGUUCUCGACAAUGGGCAAAUUAGAAAGUUGUAAAUUGAUAGCGAACAGAGGGUAUGGUUUCGUCGAGUACUCUCGCCCAGAGGAUGCGGUUAAAGCACGCAAGGCGUUCAAUGGUCUGUUAAUGCAGAACAAGACACUAAAAGUUUCACACGCCUUACUCAAUCCAGAAAUGAAGCCACCCUCAAAACCGGAAGCAGACUGGAAUCUCUACGUAUGUAACCUGCCUAACGAACUGACCUUGCAAGAUUUACAUGGACUAUUCGCACAAUUUGGUAAAAUAGUUAAUUCUCGUAUUGCUUCAGGCAUAGCUUUUGUUUUAUAUGAACACCAGUUUGAAGCCGAGAGAGCCAUCCAUAAUGUUAAUGGCACUACUCCACCAGGUUUUCUACACCCUUUAACUGUUAAGUAUGCUAAUAAGAGUAAUCCUAACAAACACAAAAAUAAUAACAAUAAUUUUUCGAAGAAUUCUCUUGUGAAACCUUUUCAUUGGAUUAAUCAUGUGAGUGCUAUAGGAGACCAUAAUUCUCCCAGCACAUGGUCUAUAUACAUUUAUAAUAUUGCUCCUGAAGUAGAAGAAUUGACUUUAUGGCAAUUAUUUGGUCCAUAUGGUGCUAUUGUAUCCGUUAAGAUAAUAAAGGAUCAUCUAACUAAUAAAAGUAAAGGUUUUGGAUUUGUGACGAUGAGAAACUAUGACCAGGCCGCGAUGGCAAUACAAGCAUUAAAUGGUUACGUGCUCCACGGCCAGCCUCUAUCUGUUAGCUUUAAGACGCAGAAGAGAUAAUGUUGUAAAUUUGCUCUUAUCUUUACAAUAUCAGUACAGUAACAUAGACAAAAUGACUCCUUUUCAUUGAUACACAUCAAUUAACACAAUGUAAGUAAAUAGUGCUGAGACAUAAUCCCAUUUACAAGAUUAUAUUAAGUGCAGUCUGUCAACUCUUGUUAAAAAUAUUAUAUUACUUUGAGCUAUCAAUAUUGUUAAGUUUGUUUCUUAUUAUGAAUAAUAAUUUAUUCAGUUUGCUCGUUAAAUGUUUCAAGUUUACUAGAAGUUUAAGAUUUGUAUUGAAAAUGAUUGUUGUUUGGAAGUUCAACAUCAGUUGUGAGCUCAUGUGCUUUGAUUAUUAUUUUAUCUAUUAUUUAAGUAUAAUAUACCAUUUUAAAAUGUGCUUUUACAAGAUCUUACUAAUAUAAGCCACAUUGAGAUGUUUAAUCAGCUACUAGUUUUAGUUGUACACUUUUUAUAACAUGAUGUCUAUUUAGGUAGUGAAAACAAAAUCUAGAUUUUAUCAUAUUUAUACAUUUAGUAUAAAAUUUGCUGAAUUAAAAU
Molecule: messenger RNA, 1482 nt
Organism: Vanessa atalanta (red admiral)
Lineage: Eukaryota; Metazoa; Arthropoda; Insecta; Lepidoptera; Nymphalidae
Gene: Elav
Product: ELAV-like protein 2
Exons: 1
Coding region: 34-939 (301 amino acids)
Cellular component (GO): ribonucleoprotein complex
Molecular function (GO): RNA binding
Source: RefSeq, a predicted model, not a curated record